ACACGCGAUUGUUGGGUGAAAUGUUUAUGUAAAUCUCAAGGAAAAACUAAGAUAUUCAUAUUCUGGCGAUUAUACUUUACUGGUAUUAUUAUGUCUACAGUAAGAGACAAACUGUGAUUUGAAUGCGAGUCUUUUGAAGAGGUCGACCGCCACCUGCAGGAACAUAAAGUUAUACACAAACCAACCACCGGAAACAGGAAGACAGGAACAGAAAGUAAAAGUAUGUGAAUAACAUUGAUAUAAAGCGUCAAUACAAAUAAUAUCAAGAGAAUCAAAGUGAACAGUAGACACGGUGGGAUUAAAGUCAAAAUGAUGCAAGAGAAUACAAAGAUUGAAAGAUGAUGAGGAGACAUGAAGAGACUUUGGUCACAGUCAAUUCGCACGAUGUGUGGAAUGACAGAGAUUCUUAUCUCCAUCUCUCUCCUACACACAGCCUUAUCCAUGGACCUAACGUUACCUGCUCCUGUAAAUCUGAGCAUAUCAUCUCGACAUUUUGUUCAUUUAUUGUCCUGGAGCAAGGGACCGGGCUCUCCUGAUGGUGUUCACUACGCAGUCAGCAUGCGUAGACUCGGAAAUACGAGUAAGAUACUGGUAAAGGGUUGUGAGAAGGUGACAUCUCCUCCUCUGCAGUGUAAUCUUACAGAAGUGUUUUCUGACCUGGAGGACACCUAUUAUAUCAACGUAUCUGCUGUCAUGGGAAACCACACAUCAAGUGCUGCACGCUGUAGUGAAUUUAUACCCUUCAAGAACACCACGCUGGAGCCUCCGCUGGUGUCGCUCACGAACUGUGCUGCUCUGUCUCUCUGUGUGAACCUUCAAGCACCUUCUCCUCAUCUCUACAGCAUCUACUCCUUUAGACUAGAAUAUAUACUCAAGAUCAGCAUUGAAAAUGGAUCUGAGUUUAAUAUAACAGAGGGGUUAAACAACGUGACUCUGGAUAACCUGACACCCGGACAAAGAUAUUGUGUGACUGUCAGCAUCGUAAAAUACAAAUCUUCUAGCAAGCCUGCAGUGUGUGAAUCCAUCCCAUCCACCCCUACAACAGGCAGCAUCUCAGUUUCAGAUUUACUGAUUGCUGUUGUCGUCUGUCUGCUGAUGGUGCCGUUAGUCAUCCGGGUCCUUCCAAGACUUCUUAUUCACUUCUUUUAUCAGAAAGUAAAUCUUCCUGCAGUUCUGAGCUCCUUCCAGUGUCAACAUCAGAUUAAUGUUCUCCUCAUCCGUGCUGAAUCCAUCAGCGAACUCAUAGAGGACACGGACAUCCUUCAGAAGAUGAAGCAGAACAAAGAGGAACACGAAGAGUUAGAUGAAGAGACAGAGGAGGAAGGGGUGACGUAUGAGACGAUAGCGACACAACAUCUCAAAGCUCAAGAUAUGAAAUCAUCCGGCUCUGGCUCGCUCGUGAACCAGAGCUCAGGAAGCCAUCCGUGGCGUUGCUCCUCCAUUGACGCUCCACUGAGCUCUAGCUGUAGUGUUUAUGAUGGAAAUGUUGUUGUUGGGACUGCGCUGACGUCCUCUCGUCACCUCCCCGAUGAAAGAAAGCCACUGUUAAAGCCAGUAUUUCCUUUACCUCUUUCCGUGGAGAGGGAGGAGAGAGAUGAGGAAGAGGCUGAUGAUGAAGAUAUUAACCUGUGUUCAGUGAUGUUAGGUGGAGUUCUGCCGGAACAGACCCACAGAAAUACAGCUGAACUUGAACUCGCGAUAGACCCGUCUCAUGCAAAGCCGCUUGAAACCGCUGCAAGCCGCUCCUCUAUUUCGGCCCCAUGUAACUCUCUCGAGAUUCACAUCUGUGACUCUGAGGAGGAGGAUGAAUAUUCAGGGUACUUGAGUCGAACCUAACAGUUAUUAUUGAUGUCUGAUAUAGUAUAUAGAUUUUUAUACUCUAUUUUUAUAAUGCCUUCAUUUGAUAAUGAGGAUCGGGGUGAUUUACUUUUAUUCUUUGUGUUGAGUGCACACAUUAACAGUUCUCCAUUUGAUAUAAACACACAGACAGUAUUCACAUCUCAAGUAGUUAAAGGUGCCAUAGAAAAACACAAACUUACCACUCAGAAACAUCCAUUAACAAUCUCCAAACACUUGAUUAUUCCUCAAAUUCUGUAUCUUCAUCUGAUACAGACUCAAACUAUCACUUAUGUCUUUUGCUAGUUUCAACCCGGUGCAAUUAUCAAUUUUACGUUUAGCGCUACAUUGUUUAAAUAGCAAAUGCAUUUGCGCCCAUGGGUUUUCUGGUCUGAAAACGAGUUGUGUUCAGGCGCAUUGUUGGCGCGUUGCUAUUUUGAGACAACUAAAAUAGACUACGCCAUUGGUCAACUAAAACCUGGUCUAAAGUCAAUGGCGCAAUAUUGUUUGUGUUAUUUAAUGAGUGCAUUAGUAAUAUGCGCCUAUAAACGGGACAACAACGCGCGUUUGCUUAUCACACACAUGGAUGCACAGCAACACAUAAACGUUUUUUAAAUAUGAAAAAUUUAAGGAUUAAAAUAUUAUUAGUUAAAGAUUAUUAUUGAGUCUCUUGGACAUAAAUGAGGACAGAUUAUGAGACGUUCGAAGGUGUAAAGAGCUGCUUCAAACCCAUUUGAAUUGGGACACGGUGUACUAUAGACAAUGCGCUUGGAUCGUUAAAAUAGGGCCCAAAGUCUGUUUACACACUUACCGAGCUACUGAAAUGAACCGCUCUGAGAAACAGCCAAUCAGAGCAGAGCUCAAGAAUAUUUUUCAUGACCCUUUCAAAUAAGGUAAUAAUAGACCAUUUUAUUUUAAAGGCAAAUCCUAGGGUUGUAAAUAGGGAUGCUCCGAUCAGGAUUUUUGCAGCCGAUACCGAUUACCGAUUUAUUUUCUUCGUGAUCGGCCAAUGCCGAAUUCGAUUCUUCAAGAUGAUAUGCAGGGUCUUUGAUGACUGUAACUGUUAACAUGUUUUCUAGAUAAAGUAAUACACAGAUGUUGCCUUUGUUAUAUUACUUGCAGUAAUUAUGUUUAUACAAAUAUUUCUUCAUUUAAUAUCUCUUUAAUAGGCUUAAAAGUAAUGAAAAUUACACACUUCACAGUCUUUACUGUAUGAAUUUAAUAUACACGCAUUCGUAUGAAGUAUAACAGUUCUUUAGUCAAGAGCAGAAAGUGAUUUUAUUGAGAGAUGAAUUAGGUUAUUGUAGCUUUAAGAUGUGUGAGAGAGAGAUCGCUUUGUACUAGGGAUGUGCAUCGAUGCGCGUUCCCAUUAAAAAGACCUGUCUAAAAUCGAUUCUGAAUCGUAAUGCUCAUGCACAGCUUGUGCGUGUACUACGGCCUUAUCAAUCUAAAAUCACUACGAGUUUGACUCGUUUACAAGGUGCAUUUAAAAAGGUAACACUCGUCAAACACAAUCAUUCAAAAUAUUCUCUAUUAUCAUGAAAAUACCAGAACAGUGAUAUAAAUAUGCCUGUAGAUAUUUCCUGGAAUAGUGUUUGUAAUGAUACUUCUUCUGUGGCACAAAUGCAGUUUCUGCACGAAAGCGGCCUCUGGCUUUUGAAUGUGGCGACAGUUCACUGUAAUUCAUUCAAAUUCGUUAGGCUGCUGUGUGUGCGCGCGUCAGGUUUACGAAGACAAGAGCAGCUGUGUUGAAAAUGAAAGUUUAAACGCUCAAAACUUUAAAACGCAUGCAAAUAAUAAACUUUUGGCAUGAGGAUGCUAUUGUCCGCGAUAGAUGUGUUGUAAACGCAGUUUGAUGGGGAUAUGAAGACGCGUUGUGCUCGCACUGCGUAAAUGUGGUCUCACACGGCCAUCAAAAUCCGAUUUUCUGCUCAUAUGUAACCCAUGUCUGUCUCUUUGUAUGACUGUGUGAACAGCACAAACCACAUGGAAUCUGAUCUUUUCGAUUCUGAUUUGAGACACUUCCAUAUGUGGUUCUAAAUCAGAUACAGGUCGGAUGUUUUGCAAUGUGACCUCAGUCUGAACAGUCAUUUUGGAAUUCAUGCGACUUUUACGUCAUUCUAGAUUGAUGUGCGUCACAAUUGCAGAAAUAUGCACCAACGGCAUGUUUGCAAAACCACUUAAAAACAUUCAAGAACAUUAAAUAUUAAGCUUUUGUUUCACAUCACCUUAUACAUGAAAGCCCCUAACAUGCGAAUAAGUGUGUUUGACUUUCCUGAAGCGUUCCUGGACCUGCACAUGACCAGGAACAGACUGCCUCGGCUCAUAUCGUACGCUCCCACGGAACUGAGAUAAAACGUGUCGGAUGGCGCAGCUCCGUAUGAAGUCCGCAACACCCGCUCAGUAGUCUGCAUGUUCAUUUCCAUAUUACCGCGUGACGUAGUAUUGCUCUUUUGCGCAUGCGAUGCAGUUCAGGACCACGAACAGUUCACACAGCUGUCUGAUUUUAGCCACAUAAGUGUGAACAGUCAAACAAAAAAUCUGAUCUGAGCAAAAAUCAGAAUUGAUCAUUAAUGUUUGCAGUGUGAACGAAGUCUAAUUGCAUCCACAUUCAGGAGCCCUAUGAGGACAAAAUUAAACGGAAAGAUCGGUUUAUGAGAUCUGCAAAUAUAGCGAGUACAGAUCGAGAUAUUUAAUGCCGUUAUCUUCCAAUACCGAUCUGUAGCCGAUCGAUCGGAGCAUCCCUAGUUGUAAAUGGACAUGUGGAUAAUUUUUGCACUUACUAAAAGCCACAUAUCUUCUAUAUAGAUAUCAGGGGACAAUUUAACAGCUUAUUUCAAUGCAUUCCUUGGCACCUUUAAGUACACAUCAUUUUGACAUUAUGGUGUAUUUUUAAAGACGAUUGAUUGUGUGUGAUUAGAGUUCUGUCUAACUUGUAUUGCAUUAAUAGUUUAUUACUGUAUGUCCAAAACAUUUUGACAUAUUCUUAAAUGGGCAGUAUGUAGUAUUGACAUCUGAUAACUGGUAACCAAGCUGUCAAAAUACACUACUGGGUAAAUGGGUGUGUGGGAUCACACAGACCAAAACAAAAACCGACAUGCACAUUUCAAAGUAGAAAGUAGCUAUAGCAUUGUUUUUCAAAGAAACAGAUAUGUGAAGUUAGUUUCCUAAAUAUCUGUGAACAUAUAGUAUUUUUUGUACAGCCAAAAAGCUACAUAACAGCUCCUUUAAGCAUACGUGCUUGGUUAUUGUUACACAAUAUGUUUAAGUAUCACCUCACUAGCAUGAAUUUUUUUUGUCAGCUCUCUGUGGAUGCGUUUAGGUGUAAAUCAUUGUGCUGUUGUUACUGAUCGUGUCUUCAGCUGACCAGUCAAGAACAAACAAGCUGUGUUACCCCAAAGUUUUUUAAGCUGUGACAGUUGUGUAUUGAGUAUUGCGUGUUUUUGAAAGUGAGUAUUAUAAUACUUGUUCCUGAAAGUGUACCCUUACACAAACUGUAAAGAUUUUAUCCAUGAACAUUUCGGUACUUGAAUAUAUUUCAAUAAUAAUUAAACCUAGAUCUAAUUCUG
Messenger RNA from Misgurnus anguillicaudatus (oriental weatherfish), 5405 nucleotides. RefSeq names its product cytokine receptor family member b2 (gene crfb2). Gene Ontology annotation, cellular component: plasma membrane. The record is from RefSeq and is a predicted model, not a curated record. Gene Ontology annotation, molecular function: cytokine receptor activity; protein binding. Lineage: Eukaryota; Metazoa; Chordata; Actinopteri; Cypriniformes; Cobitidae. Gene Ontology annotation, biological process: cytokine-mediated signaling pathway.